AAUCGAUCGCAAGACGCGCACAGUCGAGCUCAUCAUCGAACACGUCCACCACAGCUUAAUGUCGGACAGAGCAAAGCGCGCAGAUAGGCUUGCUGCUCUCGCAGAACUAAAACGAACUCGUGAAGGAGGCGCGCGCAAGUGGAAGGCUCAAGAGGAUGUGGUUAUCUAUGACGAGGUCACUGAGGAUCAAUAUAAGAGCAUCGUGCGAGGAAGGUUGCAAAAGGAUGACUUUGUCGUGGACGACGGCGUGAGUGGUUACAUGGACAAUGGGAUGGACGACUGGACGGGCGCUGGGCAAGACCAAGAAGAAGACGAAGAUGGCGACGAGUACGAGGCAAAGAAGAAGAAGGCGAAGAAGGGCAAGGAUGUUGCAUCCAAGCCUAAAGCGAAGCCGAAAGCACCACCACCCACUGCCAAGCCCUCUAUCAGCGUGUACCGCCCGGCCGUCUCAGCAGAGCAGGAAGAAGAUUUUAUGGCCAAUCUCCUUGGAGGCUUGGAUGCCGUCCCAGCCCCAGCUGCAAGGAGGCCAAAGAAACGCAAGCCCUCCCCGUUAUCAGAUCAUGAAGAAGUAAACUAUUCCUCUGAUGGUCUCAUGGACGAUGCUGCUUUAAACCUGUCAUCAAGCGAUUUCGAAGACAACUUUUCAACUAUGAUGAGCCCUAAGAAGAAGCCACGCACAACUAGUGGUGCUGGAAUCACUCCCGCGAUCGAGCGAAUGUGCAAGUUGGGUGUUCAUAGUGGAUCGGAAGAUGGUUUUGACAACUCAAUGGACUUUGAGGAUAUGGACAUGGAUGCCUUUAUGGAUGUUGAUGACGAAGAUCUUGAUAUCAAACCUGCCAAGGGGAACAAAUCUAUUCUCGAUGGCCUAGAAACUAAGCUCAAGGUCAACGUUCCCUCUGCACCUACUAAAGCAGAGCCGCCUUCAGCUCCAACUUGGCUAUCUGUAUACGACUCCCUUGCUGUCACUUCUGAUGAAACCUUAGGUUCUGGUUCUUCCUCCUCAACUUCUAAAUCAUCUUUCGACGCUCUUGAACCCGACGGCACCCUCCGCUUUUUCUGGCUAGACUACCUUGAGCAUAACGGCAAGCUCUUUCUCACUGGUAAAAUCAAGGACAAAACCUCCUCGACUUGGGUAUCUGCUUGCCUCGCCAUCGAGGGGCUUCAGCGUAAUUUGUUCCUGCUCCCGCGUCCGCUACGCAUUGAGCAAGAGGAGACCGAAGAAGGCGAGUUUGUGAUGCAAGAAACUGACGUCGUGCCGAGCAAAUCGGAUGUGUACGAAGAUUUUGAGCGGGUACGGAAGAAGCUUGGUAUCAAGGGAUGGAAGGGGAGAUGGGUUCGGAGAAAUCAUGCAUUUGAUGAGAAGGACGUACCGAAAGAGGGCGAAUGGAUGAAAGUCUUGUACUCUUUCGAAGAGCCCCAAGUCCCUAUGAGCGCCUGUUCGCCUAAUAUUGCUCGGAUAUUUGGGACCAAUACUAGUGCGUUUGAGCUUUUCGUGCUCAAGCGCAAGAUCAUGGGGCCGUGCUGGCUUACCAUAACUAAUGCGGUUGUCGAGAACAAGGGUAUCUCGUGGUGCAAGUUCGAAGCCACUGUCUCAGACCCAAAGAACGUGACACCCAUGGGAGACAGCGCUCCAGAGCCUCCCCCUCUAACAAUAAUGAGUCUCGCAGUACGCACCGUUGUCAACCAUCGCGAAAACAAGCGGGAAGUUGUGUGUGCCACGGGCCGCAUAUGGCGAGAUGUUCAACUUGAUGAUCCUACACCCCCUGAGCAGCUUCCGUGCUCUGUGCACACGCUCGUCCGUCCUCUCGACCGCUUCCCUGCGAAUUUUGAAGCCAAGGCGCGAGCAAACGGAAAGGGCAUGAUCUCACCAAUGAAGAACGAGCGGAUGCUCCUCAACAGCUUGCUUGUCACGCUGCACAAAGCAGACCCCGACGUCAUUGUUGGUCACGACUUUCUCGGUGUCUCCCUUGAUGUCCUCCUCGGCAGAAUGAAGGACCUCAAGGCGGAGCACUGGUCACGCCUCGGGCGGUUCAGGCGCUCGAAAUGGCCACUUAUAGGACGUCAGGGCACAAACAUGCGCUUUUUAACUGGGCGCUUGCUUUGUGAUCUCGCCAGCGAUGGUGCACGGAGCAUGAUCGCCUCCACUACGUGGUCCCUCACCGAGAUGUGUAAAACUCAUCUCAAGUCGGACAGGCAGGAUAUCGAUCCAGAUGACACAGCAGCGUACUUUGAUGGUACCGUAUCAUCCCCAGAUAUGCUCAUGACGUUUGUGCGGCAUUGUGAGCUUGACGCUCAUUACCAAAUGGCUAUCGCCUCGAAGGUGCAGGUUCUGCCUCUGACAAGACAGCUCACAAACCUUGCUGGCAACGCAUGGAACAAGACGCUGAAUGGUGGUCGGGCUGAACGGAACGAGUACAUUCUUCUGCACGAGUUCCACCGCCUGAAGUACAUCUGUCCUGACAAGACAUACGGCAAGAAAGCGCCGAAAGCAGAGCCCGAAGCAGAUGAUGCAGAUGGCGAACGGGGCGGUGGCGGCAAGUCGAGCAAAGGCAAACGGGACAAGUUCAAGGGUGGUCUCGUGUUUGAGCCGAAGCGUGGACUUUGGGACAAGUAUAUCCUCGUUAUGGACUUCAACUCGCUGUAUCCGAGUAUCAUCCAGGAGUAUAACAUUGACUUCACUACCGUCGAGCGCUCGCAGGAGGAUGACGACGAUGAUAAGAUACCAGAUCCACCGCCACCUGAGGUGCCUCAGGGCGUCCUUCCACGACUUAUUGCAACACUGGUCAGCCGGCGGCGUCAGGUGAAGUCACUUAUGAAGGAUCGUUCUAUAUCGCACGCAAAACUACUGCAGUAUGACAUCAAACAACAAGCAUUGAAACUGACUGCAAACAGUAUGUACGGCUGUCUUGGUUUCGAGUACUCGCGAUUCUACGCCAAGCCUCUCGCUGCCCUAACCACUUUCAAGGGUCGUGAGAUCCUGACGCACACCAGGGAGCUUGCCGAGAGUUUACAACUAGACGUUGUCUAUGGCGACACUGAUUCGGUGUUCGUCAACUCCAACGUGACAGAACUUUCCGAGGCGCUAAAAAUCUCUGCUGAGUUCAAGAAGGCUGUCAACGAUCGAUAUAAGCUUCUCGAGAUAGACCUCGACGGCGUUUUUGCACGUCUCUUACUCUUGCAGAAAAAGAAAUAUGCAGCCUUGAAGGUGGAGGAGGGAUCGCGGACAUCCACGGAAGUUAAAGGUCUAGAUAUGAAGCGUCGAGAAUACUGCGCUUUAUCGAAGACUGUGUCUCAAUACGUUUUGGAGCAAAUUUUGUCUGGCGAACCAACGGAGGUUGUAGUGGAGAACAUUCACGAGUAUCUUAAUACCAUCGGCGAAAAUGUUCGCAGCGGAAAGAUCAAAUUGGAGGACUUCAUUGUAUACAAGCGCCUAGGCAAGAACCCAGAAGACUACCCCGAUGCUAAAUCUCAGCCUCAUGUGCAAGUCGCUUUGAGAUUAAAAGCAAAGGGAGGAAGCGCCCGCAAUGGUGACGUUAUACCCUAUGUGUUCUGCGUCGCUCCCGGUGAAGAGACCGUGAAGACCGCACAAGCAGAUCGCGCCAAGCAUCCAGACGAGAUCAAGAAGGCCGCAGGGGAACUCACCGUGGAUUACGAGCACUACCUUGCGAACCAGGUCCUGCCACCCAUUGAGCGACUGUGUGAGCCUAUUGAAGGGACGGACAGGGCACGGUUGGCUGAGUGUCUUGGACUGGACCCGGGACGUUAUCGCAUUAGUGGAAGCACGCCGGCCGGAUCAGCGCUCAUAACACUAGACUCCCUCGUCUCUGAUGCAGAGCGGUUCCGUGACGUAGCUCCGUUCCUUGUACGCUGUCGCGGGUGCGCGGGGCAGAUGGCGUUCCCUCCGGUUUAUGAUCGAGAUGCGUCCAUUCUGUUGUCAUCAGGGCCGACCUGCCCCGCGUGCAGCGCGCCGCUGGGUUCGGCGAGCCUGCAGACGCAGCUUGAGGUGCAGAUUCGGUCGUUUGUGGCCCGGUACUACGAGGGAUGGGUUGUCUGCGAGGAUCCAGCAUGCGGGUAUGAGACGCGGUCGAUGCGGAUGUACGGCUGGCGGUGCGGAGCGCCGGGGGGCUGUAAAGGUAGAGUGCAGUUCAAGUAUGGAGACACCGAGUUGUAUACACAACUCCGGUAUUUUUCGACACUGUUUGACAUUGAGAAAAUCAUCAAGGCUGCACAGGGCAGCGCGAGAAAGGAGGAAAUUGUGGCUACUGCAACAAACAACGACCCAUUCCUCAGGGCGAUGUCGAAGACGGUGGACAAAUAUAUGGAACAAUGUGGACGAUGCUGGGUUAAUCUUGGAGCAUUGUUUUCUAGCAUGAACCUCUAAGUUCAGGUUUAAGCAAUCGUAGAUAUGAUAUUCAUAUUGAUAGAGUGGCUUAGGUUUUUACCUUCUGUGUAUCAACAUAAGAACUUUCUAUGGCGACCUCUUUACUUGGGA
Messenger RNA from Suillus subalutaceus, 4492 nucleotides. RefSeq lists its product as uncharacterized. Gene Ontology annotation, biological process: DNA replication; lagging strand elongation; leading strand elongation. The transcript is spliced from 17 exons. NCBI's taxonomy places the organism in Eukaryota, Fungi, Basidiomycota, Agaricomycetes, Boletales, Suillaceae. Gene Ontology annotation, molecular function: chromatin binding; pyrimidine nucleotide binding; DNA-directed DNA polymerase activity. The record is from RefSeq and is a predicted model, not a curated record. The coding region runs from base 59 to 4381 and encodes 1440 amino acids. Gene Ontology annotation, cellular component: alpha DNA polymerase:primase complex.